AUGGCGGCCCUCAUCGAAGCGGAGCUGGACAGGCAGGGGCAGGAGCAGCAGCGGGCUCAAGACCGGCGGCGCGCGACGCGGGCCUCUGAUGUGGAGCGCGCCGUCCAGGCCGCGCGGGCCGCCGGCGGGCCCCACAGCGCGGGCGGCGGCGCGCUCGGCCUGCUCGAGGCCGCGCGGGCCAAAAUCCAGGCGUCGCUCGGCUGCAGCGCCGACGGGUCGCCGGACUCGCUCUCCUCGGCCGACCUCACCUUGCCGGAGCACGCGCCGCCGCGCGGCCGCGCGCGGCGGCUGGGCAUGCUUUGGGGGUUGGCCGGCGGACCCGGCCUGUCCGCGGUCAGCGAAGGCAGCAGCGGCCGGCCCGGCGCGGCCCCCGUGGAGCCCCUGCGCCGCCCCUCUGCCGCCGCCGCCGGCCCGCCAGCCGCGCCGCACCCCGCCGGCGGCGGUGACGCGCCCGCGGAUAGCGCCGCCGCCGGCCCGAGCCUGGGGGCAGCGAGGGCGCUGUUAGGAGAGGCCGUGCUGCCGCGCAGCGCGGCGCCGCAUGCCGAGCGCGACCGUCGGAUCCUGCUAAUGCAGGCGGCGCUCUUCCUGUUGGCCCUCGCAAACCGCGCGCCCGCGAGCGGCCCCGCCGGUGCGCCCUCCGCCGCCCCCGCGGGGCUGCGCCCUGCCCUGGCUUGCCUGGCGGCGGCGGCGCUGGCGCUGGCGCUGCUGCUGCUGCUGACGGCGGCGCGGCUCGCGCGCGGAUGGGCCUCGCGGCGGCGACGUGGGGUCGCCGGCGGCGCCGCCGCUGCCGGCGCCGUCCCGGCCGCCCGCUCUCACAGCCUCUGCGCGUGCCAGGGCUCCUCACAGCAGCGCGCCACUCUGGCGCACCCUCCGAACUGA
Messenger RNA from Monoraphidium neglectum, 879 nucleotides. RefSeq lists its product as hypothetical. The coding region runs from base 1 to 879 and encodes 292 amino acids. Lineage: Eukaryota; Viridiplantae; Chlorophyta; Chlorophyceae; Sphaeropleales; Selenastraceae. The record is from RefSeq and is a predicted model, not a curated record. The transcript has a single exon.